AUGGCGCUGUUGCUUUUACUGGUGAUGCUGACAUCAUGUGCUGCUGCACCUCAAAAUCUAGCAAGGAAAAUGUUCACUUUCCCAGAAGAGACAGACACAGCUCAUGUGAAGCUGUUAACAAAAAAACAAGACUUAAGUGCUGUAACUGUCUGUCUCAGGUCCUUUACAGACCUCAGAAGAAUCCACUUAAUUUUCUCUUUGGCAACGGCGUCUGCUUUCAAUGACUUUCUGUUGAUGAAACAAGCUGAAGGUAAUUUGCUUUAUUUGUGGGAACAUGAUUCCUUUGUUGGGGGAUUUGACAAAGUGCAGUCGUUUUUAGGCAUGAUGUCUGAUGUCCACAUGUGGGACUACGUCUUUUUUCCCUGUGAGAUCCAGAACUACUUGAAUGAGCUGACCUUUACUCCAGUGAAUGUGCUGAACUGGAAUGCUCUGGAUUUUCAGAUAACAGUAAGAGUGUUGAUAGAAGACAAGCAAACCUGUUAA
This is a messenger RNA of Pelmatolapia mariae (spotted tilapia), 483 nucleotides long. RefSeq names its product C-reactive protein-like. The transcript has 4 exons. The record is from RefSeq and is a predicted model, not a curated record. NCBI's taxonomy places the organism in Eukaryota, Metazoa, Chordata, Actinopteri, Cichliformes, Cichlidae. The coding region runs from base 1 to 483 and encodes 160 amino acids.